Xyrichtys novacula (pearly razorfish) is the source of this 14001-nucleotide messenger RNA. NCBI's taxonomy places the organism in Eukaryota, Metazoa, Chordata, Actinopteri, Labriformes, Labridae. The record is from the annotation of a GenBank genome assembly.
AUGGACCGAACACUCUUCAUUACAGAGAGCUCUGUGUGUGUGUGAGCGCACUCUACUCUUAAUGAAAUGUGUCACCUGCUCUCCUCUUCUCUCUGACUUCAUGUCUGUCAUGAAUCACACACAUGAAUUAUUGCUAACCAGUAGCAGCUUGUCUGUGAGGGAAACUGACCUCAUUGUCUAAAGCUGUCAGAGAAAACAGCCUAACAGCAGUGCCCCCUAGUGAUCUCACAGGAGCACAACCCAUUCAAAGGUCACCUGCUGUAUGCCAUGGGGCACAGGCCUUAUUUUCAGGACCAAGAAAGCAGAGUUUUUAAGCAGAGGUGCUUCAUGUGCACAAAGUUCACAUUCUAUAUUUGAUAAUAUUUUUAAAAAUGGAAAAGCAAGGUGUUUGCUUUCAAACCAUGCUUGUCAACAGAGCAUGUGCUGUAAGAGAAGGCUAAAUGGUCAAAAAUGGGCACAUUAUUUAGUUUUGUCUGUUAGAAGGGCAUCCAAAGAGAACUUUCUAAAAACAAAUUUUUAUACUUGAAGGGCAUCAAGAAGGCAAAUUUUACAAGUCAACCAUGGAAAAGGCACCAAAAGCAUUUAAAAGAAGGCAUCCAGAGGUCACUCUUUUACAUUUCCUGCAAAGAAAGGGCGUCCUUUUUUUAAUGGAAGGGCAUCAAGAAUGCAUUUUUUAUGUUUACAUUCUUGAAGGGCAUUUAAUAUAAUAAUAAUAAUAAUAAUACAUUUUAUUUGUAUAGCGCUUUUACAGGAGCUCAAAGACACUUUACAAAAACAUAAUAAAAAUACAGUAGGCAAAAUUAAUAGUAACAAGCUAAAAACAAGGUAAAAUCAAAUAAAAAGAAUUCAAGGAAUAAAAGAAUACAGGGAGGGGCAGAUGUAAGGUGCACUUUAUUCUGUUUGUAUGAAUUGCAUAUUAAAAAGAGAGCGUUCUAUACCUCUUAUUUUAGCCAGGAUCACCUUUUCAGAGCAGAGGGCACCUGGGGUCGAACUUGUGUCCCACUCCCCCUCCUGCACCUUCGGAGUACACCACCGGUGGAAAAAGCUAAGUUCUUGACAAAAAGUGAAAGUAUGCUGUUUUAAAAAUGCUUAUUUGAAAAAGACCCCCAAAAUAUACUGAUAUAUACAAUGGCUAAUCUAUUUGGCCUUUAAACUAAGACUGAAAAUGAAAAACAUAAACAAAUAAAAUACUGAAUACAGUUACAGUACAAACUUUUUUAAACCAGUGAGGCGCUCAUGUCUGUGACGAAGAACUUAAUAUUUAUUUUGAGCUUUUCUGGCACUUAAAGGUGAAGAUAUUUUUAUUUUUUAUGUUUGAGACAGAAACACAAGCCUGUGGUGUCAGUGUUUGUGCGUCACAGUUGCACUAAAAAUUCAUCUGUCGCCUUCCGCAUGUUCGCACUAAACUUGAAACAUCUGGCUGUCUAGGAGCCAGUUUACAUUGAAGUCAAUAAAAUAAACCUGUUUGUUGUCAGUGCAGGUAGAAACAGUAAAUUCAGAUUGAUUUCAUCCACUUCUUACAUGUAAGGCUGAUCAGGGGGAGGAGGAGAGAUCAGGCAACUGUGGGGCUGAUAAGAAGAGGUAACAGGUGUGUAGAAGGUGCAAAGAGGGCACCUGGUGGAGAAAGGAGGAGGUACAAACAAAGAUCGAACAAACAUAUCCUAUAGAGACGCAGUAGCUUUUCUUUAUUAUGCUUUCUACCCCUGAAAAGGAUGAUAAAAUAGUGUCCACUGCUGCGGUGAAUGUGGAGGGAUUGUAUUAUGACCCCAGGCCCCCCAAGGUUUGGGUUAAGUCUCAGAUAUUUACAGCGUCUGACUCCACCUUAUGUACAAUGUACAUAAAGUCCUUAUAGUGUUGUGAUAUCAGAUGUACGGUACAUACUGAUACGAUUAGCUGUUCCUUAGUGUCGACUUCUGUCCAUUUAAAGAAUAAAUUUGUAAACGAGACAUCAGGUUGCUGCAUGUGAGGCCGCUCCCACCAAUUAAAAAGUUAUAUAUACAUAGAUAUAAAUAAAGAGAAGUCCCGUUUACAAGUUUAUUUAGAUUGAAGGUUGUUCAGCGGGCUCCGGUGUUCUUUUCCAUUUCACUUAUUGUUGGCCAUGACAUCCAAUACCUUCAAUGUGGGUUUUGUGGCAACAGUGUCAUUAGCAGGUGUUUGAUGUCACUGUUUAUUUCAUAAGUCUGUACAGCUUUGAAGGUGGAUAUAUGUGUUCAGCCACCAUGAAGUCCCAGACAAAUGUCCACAAAGCGACAAAAAGCAUUUUGUAAAGCACAAUAUGGAUUGCAUGGUAUCACAUUGUAUAGUACCAAAGCAAUUCAUAUCGUUUGUCUUUGUUCUCUGGAGCAGUUAGAUUUAUUCAGUAUUAUGGUUCAAUUUAACGUCCCAGGAGAAUGAUGACAUUUUUCUACAAUAAUCAUAUUAAAAUCUAUUGUACCAAUAAUGUAGGACUGUGCAGUUUCAUGUAACCUAUUAUUCUUGCACAUGUAUCACAAUACAUUGUAAAUUCUGUAUCUGCUAAUUACUUUAAAUACAAACACUUUAAUCAGAUAUUUAUAUAGAGGUCUGUUCAUAAACAGCUUUUUAAAGAGAAAAUUGUUUUUCAUUGUCACUUUGGGUUAUUUGUAAUUUUGCAUGGAGAAAAAAAAUCAUGGGAUAUUUGGUACGAGGAUCUGUGAGGGGUCUGUCCUCUAACUUAAUCCACAGUGGGAUUACACGUAGCCUUGGUGUUGUGAUGUUAAAUUUAGCCGCUGUCGGUUUUAGUUCGGCUGUUACUGAUAGUAAAGCUAAAGAUAGCGCUCUGGAAUGUUUUAUCGUGAAAACACAACAUGAACUUUGACAUGACGCUUGAGCGCUCUGCGUGCUGAAGGUCGUUUUCUUUUCUUCUUUAUUUUCUUUUCUUUGGAAGUUGCAAAUCUUUUCUCAUUUUAUUAUGCACCCUCCUGUGUUUACUCACAGACCUUAUUCAUGCAGGAGGAAACCAGUUUUAACUGUAUCCAAAGAAUUAAAUGAAAACUAGUUGUCCUAGAACGGAGCUCUGAGGAACACCUCAUGAGAUUUCUGCCAGAUGAAGACAAUUGAUGGAAAAGUCUUCAGUGCAGUAAUGAACCACGGGAGAAAGACUCUUAAAUGCAGAUCAGAGGACUGAUUCCCGAUCUUAGACUUAGUGGACGACCUUUUCUUUGACGUAGAAACCUGGGAAGGAGUAGAUUUGGGACAGGCCUUGAACCACCUGACAAAUAGCAACAAUAUCCUCACCUCUCUUUCUAAUCAACCACUUAUUAACGUUUGCUGUCCAAUCUUGAAGUGCAUCUGUCUGAAAUUAACUGCUUAGUAGGUGGAGUCAAUUGUUUUUUACUAGUUGGAAAUACUUAAAAAUCAAUACAAUAACAGAGACCUCCCCCCAAAACAUGGUAUUUAUUCAUUCAUUCAUCCAUUCAUGUAUUUAUUUGUCAUUUAUUAAAAACACACAAGUUUAUGCAGAAAGGAGUUGACCGUCCCAGAGCAGAAGCAUCUUCACUCCAAAAGCUCGAUCUUCUUGAGACUUUGACUCAGAAUGCAGUUGAACUAAAGGGUCUUCUCGGAUUAUAGAGUGGUAACAGUUUGUUUUUAUAUUUAGGUGCACAGUGGGUUUUCUCGCGGGUUUUCACUCAGCUGACUGUGAUGACCUCUAAGAUUCAGUAAAGUCAUGUGAUCAUGGUCCAAACCCAAUCUAGAGGUCAUCAUGACACAGAAACAAACUAUUGCUGAUCAUUGAAGGAUGUUAUUGAGUUUUAUCAUGUUGACUCCUAACAAACCAUGAAAAAACAGAACUGUAUGGCCCUGCAGCAGGGCAGGGGUAAACCUGUUUUAGACCUGCAUUAAAACCGAUCAGUCACCAACUUUACAUUACUUUAUCUUGUGUCAGAUUUAGGCUUAAGUCGUUGGGAGUGUCAAGUUUCAUUCGUCAUCACACGAUUUCCUGCAUCAUCCUCCAUCAACAGUUCCAGAUCAGACACUGUACACUGUGUUUUCUCCUGCAGAGGGAAAGAGGAGCCCUCCUGGGUCAGGCCAAGGGUCGAGGUAGGAGCAGCUCCUCGUGUCUUUUUUCACUGCAGCUGGCUGAGGCUUUUACUGCCUAGAAGUGCGCAGGAAUGUUCACGUCUUGGUUUUCUGGAGGACAUAAUGUUUUAUUGCACCACGUCACCAUUUCUGGCUCUCCUUGUUUGGCAGCCAUGUGGCAACAAGUGUUUGCUUUCCCCCUGGGGAGGACGUGGUGAGGAGGAAGGUGAAGAAGAGGAGGUGGGCGAGCGAGGGAUUCAAACAGAAAACCAAACAGCAGCGAGGAGGAGAGGCAGAGAGCGGCACAGCUUCAGCAACAAAGAAAGGUAUGCAGAGAUGAUUGCAAUGCAUCUGUCACAGAGCCGUGGGGUUACGUCUGGGCGCACAAAAAGUGUUGAACAGUUUGUUAAACUGACAAAUAACUCACUUUUGCCUUUGGAUUAAUUAGACAGACAAAUAUUGUAUCUUUUAGUUGCAAAUAAAUUAGAAUUCCUCCAAGAUGAGACAAAUCUCGGUUGAUUUGCGAGGAUUUCAUUUCUGCACUCAAUAAAUAUCAACAACAGUGUUAGUAAAGCAAUGCACUGGCAUGUAUUUAAACUGUUAGAUUUUACAGGAGCACACCUGAAGUUCAUGACAUGACUAAUUAAUGCAAUCAGGCAACAUUUUGAUGCCUUUUGUUGCUGAAAUCCAUUUAGGUAAACAUUUUUGGGUUUAAUCACUUUGGAGAAAUGUCAGUCUGUGCACACCUCCAUCUAUUUCUGUCAUUAACUGAUAAAUGCUCAUAGAAGUUUCUGCUACUUUCUUCACUCAACCUGGACUCUAGUUUGACUCAAAAUCAGUACUUAUCAAACCCUCUUGCAUGUUUGCAUAUCAUUCAUCAUUUUGUAUCAUUGGUGUAUUUCUAAUGUGUUGUUUUUUGUUUAAAUGUUUGAACCACUUGAUCUUGAUUCCCGUGGUUGAAAAAAAUGCUUAUUUUUUUGGAAAUUUCUGCAGUAUAGCUCAGAGUUAUGUAACCAGUUGCUGGCAAAUAUGUGCCUCCAGUGUAGCUUCCCAUAUGCUGCCCACAUAGUCUAUAAAAAGGAUUGUCUUCAUGGGGCAUCUACACAUUUAGCACAUGCUGGGACAUGUGCAGGAUUACCAGGCAGUGCCAGUUGCUGCAUUAACUGUACCAGUGGCCUGAAAGCUUGUUUUAUUAUCAUUGAAAGUACAUAGAGCAAAACAAAAGGUUAGGUUUAAAUGUUAGAUUUCUUUAAAAACUUCCACUUAAGCGUUAAGUAACCAAAACACGAUCAAGUCUGCUACAUCUACCAGCCAAUCAGGGAGGCGUGUUUUUGUUGGCUGGAGUAUAAAGACAUUUCACUGAUACUGAACCGACGACAGCAGCGAUGAAUCUUCAAAAACAAUCUGUCUCUAUAUCUCAGGGUCAUUAGUGAGCUAUGUGCUUAAGAGCUGCGCUGCGGUCCACAGGCAUAGUGCUAAUUAUUAGAGCUAUAGUACGAGGGCAGGUUGGUUUUCAUAGCGCAGACCUUUGAGAGUUCAUCACAGUAUAUCUUACAGCAUAUCAAAUCAACUAAAACCGAUAGUCCCUGAAUAAUCCCUUAAGUAAAAGUCAAAGUCACAGUAUCGCAGCCAUCUGGAGGGGAUUAGACCGGUUUCCAUUCAAAGUAUGAAAAGUGAUUUCAGACGGUUAGUUAGAAGGUGGGAAACUGUGUCAUUCACUUACUGAUGAAGUUAAGGCAAGAAAAACUCAAUAUAAAAUCCUUACAGAGGUCCUCUUUACAUGUCACUUUAAGAGGAUUCAGAGCAGGAUGGUUAUUUCUGGAAUAUAUGCUGCUUAAAUGUUUUUGUAAUCUUGUUUUAUCAUGUCAGGGAUCAGUUAAAGUGAGUGUUAGUUUGGCAGAAAAAUGGAGACAUGACACAGUGAGCAAGAUGCAAUUCGGAGACUUGAGGGUAGUGCAUCUGUUGCACAAUAUCAUCUGUUGCAAAAUUAAAAAGACAGGAAAGCAUCUUUUGUCUGUAGUCUGGUCCUCUUCUGCACAUACAUCUCUCCUCUGUCCCCUGCAUGCAUUUUACAGAUGAAUGUGUGGUGAUGUUGCCCAUGCACACUGCACAGGCAAGAAUAACCCAUCUGCAUAUGCCCCAGUUAAAGUUUUUGGCGGGUGUGCCGUCACCAUUCAUUUGCGAGAAACUCAAUAUGACUGACCCAUACAUAAAGCAGAUGAUUGUAUGCUUUGAUUGACUAAUAUAAUGUAAACUUUUCACAUGCACAUGAGUGAUCAGCCCUCUCCAUUGUUCAUCAGAUAAAAACAUUUCCCCCGAGAGAGAACUGACUGGGAGUGUUUGACCGGUGUUUUUGCCGCAGCGUCGACAGGCAGAGAUGCUUUGGAUCCUUUUGAUGGAUUGAUUUACCAGGAGGUGGGGUAGUUAGAAAAACCUGAGGGCUUGUAAAAGUGACAGUGAUUUCACCGUUUCACGUAUAUCCUGUUAGCCACUUGCUCACGACAAAGUUGAUUGACAGGGAGAUGAUCCAAUAGGAACCAGCUGAAAGGAGGCAUGUGGCCACCUAAAGCAGCAGAGUCUGACAGAGAAGCUUCUGCCGUCUGUGUUUGAAUAUGGUGUGUCAGUGCUGUCAGCUAUCAGAAGACCAGAGAGAGUUCAGACCAUCAUCAUGGUGAAGGACUUGAAUCCACAGGGAUUCUUGUUCCAAACCUAAACCAACAAAUUUGGGUCUAGUCCAAGAAAAGUUCCAAUCAUUUGUCAGAAACCAGACAUUUUUGAAAGUCCUCCACUGUUUUAGAUGACUUUAUGAAUCUCUGCUAGGAGAAGAAAGUUUGACCUUCAACCUACUCCACGAUUACCUCUGGCACCGCUCUUUUUUCAGUACAUCAAAGUUAGUUUGUCCCAUCGAGUGGUGGACUGAUGAACCCAUAAACUAACCCUGACAUUUUAGAGCUGAAAGCCGCUACAGCCUCCUAAAAAUACUUCCCCAAUUACUCAUUCUUCCUAAAACAUCAGGGGAUCAAGUAUUGAUCCCGAAGGGAUGCCACAAAAGGAUUUGCAGGCAGUUAUGUAAUUCAGUUUUAAAAUCAGUCUUUCAGCUGCAGAUAUAUAAAGUCUGGGUAGCUGCUGUCAGGAAGGGGGCCCCCUUUUUCCGUCAAUUAAGCUGUAUGUCGAGUGAAACCUUCCUCACUCCUGGCACAAGUGGGAGAGUAGUGAGUGUUGGAUGAUCUUAAGUGAGUGACAACGGUCCUGCAAGUUGUCAGCAGCAGGGAGGCGUCCUUAGUCAUAAUUUACAGACGCUAAAGACAGCUGAGCCGGCCGGCAUGGAAAGACUGAUCCACAUCUGAGCUGGGAAGGAGGAGGAGGAGAUCACUGCUCAGGAACGACUCACACUCCUUGACAUUGUUGGCUAUAAAAAGAAAAGCCCUCCUGCAUUACAGAGACCUAUCAUCUAAUACAUAUGUCAAUAUGCAGUAAAGAACAGAAUGUUUUCAUUUAAAAUACUUGUCAUUAAUGGAGAGAAAGUUUUUAAUUCUCUGUUUAUUAUGGACACAUGAGGCUAAACUGCAGCAAAUAUCUGCCAUCUGUCACAAAUAUAAAGACACUGUAAAUAAACUGGAGUGAUAGUGAAAGUGAAGAGAAGAUAAAAAUGAAAUGAUAAGGAGGGGAAGAAAAGCCCCAAAUGUGAUGGCAUGUCUGCAAUUUGUGGAGGAGGCAGAGGGAGAGAGGGGGGAGGUUUAAGUUACGGUGGAUAUGCUACUUCAAACCGUAAGCUUGUGGACACACUGUUGUCAACAUAUCAAUCAACCUUGGAAAUUUAGAUGAGGCCACCUAAAUUAAAGACGUGCUUUAGGACUAUCAGGAUGAUGAAUGUGAGAGUAAUGCUAGUCAGUCUUACAUCAGAAUAUCGAUAACUGUUGCCAUGUUGGAAAUGAAGUACCUCUUAUGCAACCGUGUUACCUUCAAAAUGAACAAGUUUUGAAAUACUCACUCUAUGUUCUGCACAUACAGAUUAGGAAACAGGUGAAUCAAAUCGAAACCAUUUACUGCUUUUACUCUGUUAAAGUUUGAGUAAUGAACCGUCUCAGGAAACUCGUACUUCCUGAAUAAUCAUUGGUGUUAAAGAGCUCUUAUCCAUGCGGAGUACGAGCUGCUGUCCUCUACUAGAGGUGUCGAGUAUCUGUUAGGUCCUACGUUCAUGAAACUUUUACAUUGGGGCAAGUUAAAAAAGUGCAUGUCGAUGUUUUUUUGACACACCAGCACUUAAUGUUGUCCGGCACGAGGUAGCAAACACAAGCAACUGUCUCAGCUCAACCGGAGUAGUGUCCUUGUCUCAGGAAUCGAGUUGCUGGUAAACAUGUGCUACGGUAGGUCGUGAUAUGUGGACUUUCAUCUUGUUAGGGUUGUUGGGCUGUUGACUUUUUUCGCUUUCACCAGCUUCAAGUCAACCUCUGAAGAACUGUGGUUUAUCACACUUGAACAGUGGCUUCAUUUUUAACGUCUGGUGUUCCCACUGUGUUUAAAAACUUGGAGAAAGGGUUUGGAUUUAGCCGAGAUUUGGAGCAUUUGACUCUAACAAUCAACAAAUCAUAUCAUCUUAUUCAUUCCCAUAUUCCUAAUAGAUUAAUUAAUGCAGGUUUAUUUUGUCGUAAUGGAAACCAUCAAAAUUUGAAUAAGAGUUGCCAAAAAGGAAAUGACACCAGUUGCCGGGUAGAAAAACACCCCUGUCUUAGCACGUGGCUCAUUAGGUGCAGUAACUCUCAGGUCUUCUUUGUCGACUUCUUCACUGGGACCACUUUAAAUAGCUACUCUAAUAACCUAAUUUUCCCACAGGGACCAUUGUAGUCUCAUGUUAAGUUCUCGGCCUCUGGAAGCUCUCCUGCACGCUGGGAGGUCGUAACUUGGCCCUCACUGAAAGGCCAAGGGAAGCCGUGGAGAUAGAAACACCAACGGAGCUGCAGGCUGCAAGGAUGUAACACUAUGUAUAGCUCUGAAAACAGAGAGGAGGGGUUCAGGGGUUCAGGAGGCAGGAACACUUUGACCCAAAAGAUCAAGAGCUGUAGAGGACGGAGGGUCUGAAUACCACGCAGAGCACAGAGGAAGAGUUAUGAGGAUUCCUGCACCUCUUUUUACUGCAAAACGUGACUGUGAGGAGAUUAUUUUCAUCUAAAUUCAGCACUUUAGCCUUUUUGAAGAGAAGGAAACAGGUCAGAAGGAAACAGAAAACACCUCAUGGGUUUUCAGCUCCAGUUUUAGGACCUACGCACUUAAUCCAAGACCAGGAACAAAGUUUGUAAGUAAGACUAUCAUUGAAAAUGCUUCACUCGUGUUAGUUUUGAGCCGUGUUUCUUCAGCUCAAUUUGGAGAUAGUUGAUUUUUUGGGUUUGAUCAAUUAAUAUAAUGUUAUUAUAACAAAUGAGAAACAAGUGAUAUUAGAUUUCAUGACACCGUUCACAUUACAGUCUAAUUUACAUGGUUGUAUAAGCCGGUAACAUGUUUGUAACGUUCAUGAAAUGUAAAAAUACACCGAGCUCUGCUUUAGGUUUCGUAACAUAUUUAGGUCUGAGGCAAUAUUAAACUACAUUUCAUAACUGCAGUAGCCACGUGUAACUGUUCUGGAUUUAAUAAGCUGUCAUUUAGGAUCAAAAACAUGGGAUCAUUUAGAAAAGGUGGCGUGCACUGAGGAAAGUGAGGCACACAGUUAAUAACAGGGUACAAACAAACAGUUCCCUCAUUUUCACCAAAAAAUACCCAGAAGCACAUUUUGUACAUUUAUUUCUGUUACCAGCCAACUAAGUGAGUGAAGUAUCAUUUCUGUCUUAGUUUCAUUAAACCAUAAAUUAUUCCAGUUUAAUAGGAGCAGUGUAGACUCUUGAAGUUUUGUUUUUUAGACGUAUAUAAAUCUGAACAUCAACGCUGAAUAAAUGGAAAAGAAAUGUUGCCGCUUUUUUAAAUAAAACGAGGUUUGAGCUCAAACUGGAGCGUUACAGUCUGGACAAAAAGGAGGCAGUGAGAAGGAGUAAGUCUCACGGGAUGCAGGACGUGGUGUAAGAGCAUAAAAGCCUUAGCGUACGGUUAAUAUGAUGAAGGAGAUUGACGCUAUAUUAACAUAUUUUCCAGAUAUGUCCUCCUGCAGUUAUAGCUUAAUUUGGGGGAUGUCAUCAUAACCAGAAAAUCCUGCAUUAUUUAACAACAUAGACCAUUUCUGCAGAAGGUUAGUCGUCCAAGAGUCCCGAGGGGCGUUGUCCCUCAUUACUCAGUGUUCACGUAUCAGAUUGUGUCCUCAGUAGUGAUGCUGUCUGUGGAGUAAAAGUUAUUUAUAGCAGGUUUUGACAAGGAAACACAUCUCUAAACGCCACUAACCCAGCAUACUGCAGCCUCGAUGGCAUGUGUUAAAAGGUAUUCUGACUGGGCGUGUCUGGUGUCUCCAACUGGGAACCACAGAGGAUGAAACGGUUAUUACCACUUCCUCUCCUGGACCCGUUAAUAGCCCAACAUUUUUCAUAGCUAUUGUCAAAGUCAUGGUAAAGUUUUCCAGGUUUUAUGCAUCAGGAAAACGAUCUUACUAAUUAAUGUCGAUGCUCAUGUAUGACCCCUCCACAGUGCUUAUACCUAUUGUGUGUUUUCUCUGCAGAAAUAGAGCAUCACAGAGUUCAGUGUCUUCAUCGGUAUCAUGGGCUGGAAGGACAACAAGUGUGGCUCAUGUGAAGGUACUUGAACCUGUGCUUUUAGCGUCUUACUCCAGGUGGCCCUAUAGUCUAUGAUGGUUUUUGAUGCCAGAGUCGACAGUAAUCACAACAACAUGACAUCCUUUUAUCCUUCUUUCCACGUACAGAGAAUGAUGGCUCCAUAUCAGAUGUACGCAAUGACAGAGAGACUGGAAGCUACAACCAAUGUACACACUUCACUUCUCCAGAUGUUUGUAACUCGGUAUGGCUUCUGUAGAUCUUUUUAUCUUUGCAGAAAUCAGUCCAGCAGUCAGAGAGUAAAAACCACUUUUAUUCUACAGUAGCUGUUAUUUUAAAGAGCAAGUUUCCACUCCCCAAAAGCUGACAUAGUCUUUGAAAUUAAAGACGUCUAAUUGUUUGACUUCUAUUUUAUUACCCUCUAGACUUUCCUUCUGUGAAAACUUGCAGAUCAAACUAAAAAUGUAGUUCGAACCAAAGCUAGAUAUUUGACUUGCUAAAUUAUGAGACACCUUCUCGCUCCCUUUUAAAUUGUCCCCUUGUUGUCUUUAUCUACGUCCCCUACAAAAUCAUCACCAUCACCAACACCUGUCUUCAUCCCUGCGUCCACCAUUCAUCACUGUGACCGUCCAACCUUCAACUAAGACCGACGACAACUCACAGCAGCAUGAGUCCGCUCCUCAGGACGACAGCGCUGUCAACACUGCCCGUGAUGAAGCUAAGAACAGUCACAGAGACAAGACCAGCGAGAUAGACGAAGAGGAGGGACAUCUGGUCUAUCACAUCGGCCUGGUGUUGAAGGAAAGAUGUACGCGACUCCGACCUUUUGUCUGUACUUGCUGUUCUGUCCUUGUAGCUUCAUACUUUAAAUGCAUGAACAGGUCAACAGACUGUAACACCGUACACUCAUGCCAUCAGGAGAUACUCCGUACAUUCUUUCAACUCCUCCUGCCAGAACCAGACUCACCUUUUUAAUGUCUUUCUGAGUUUCGAGUGAUACAAAAAAUAAGUAUGUUGUACAAGUUUUAACGAUGGUUGGCACUUUCUCUAAUUUUUGUUUCUCACACUGUUGAAUUUUCUCCCAUACGAGUGUCUGUCUGUCUCCUACAGAUGAGAUUGUGUCGACGCUCGGAGCUGGAGCUUUUGGAAAAGUGGUGGAGUGUACUGACAGAGAAAAGUGAGACUUCUUGCUUAUUAAAAAUUGCUCUUCUAACCUUGAUUCUGUAGUAAACGCACAUUUACCUCUCAAAUGUUGCUGGCUCUUGUAAGAGAUGCACGUGUCGCCGUGAAGAUCGUGAGAAACAUCGACUGUUUUCGAGAUGUGGCAAAGUCUGAGAUCACGGUGCUCGAAGAGAUCAACAGCUUGGAUGACGACAACAGAUUGUGAGUGAAAAGGAUCAACAUUUAUCUGUCAUGUUUUUGUUUCAGUAAGGAUAAUUUUGGUGUUACUCUCACUCUGUCAGCGCCUGUGUGAGGAUGUUGGACUGGUUCGAUCACGAGGGUCACAUCUGCAUCGUGUUCGAACUGCUCGGCAUCAGCACCUACGAGUUCCUCCGACAGAACAAGUUCCUGCCGUUCAGCGUGGAUCAGAUCAGACACAUGGCCUUCCAGCUUUUCAGAGCCGUCUGCUGUGAGUCCACAUGUCUAAACCAAAACUACGACUUUAUCACCACUUCAGUCUCUCUUCACUGUCAUGUCUUUUUGUUCAGUCCUGCAUCGUAACAAACUGACCCACACAGACCUGAAACCAGAGAACAUCCUCUUUGUGAGCUCGGACUACGACCUGGAGUACAAUGAUGAGAAGGUACAAGUCCUUCAGCCGACAGCAAACAAGAUGUGUCGCCAUAAAGAUUUCAAUCAUCUGAUUGUGCGUGUGUGUGUGCGUGUGUGUUAGAGAUGUAAACAGAAGACGCUAAGGAGUCUAGACGUGAAGGUGGUUGACUUUGGCACCGCCACCUUUGACCACCAACACCAUGAAACUCUUGUGUCAACACGUCACUACCGAGCUCCAGAGGUCAUACUGGGUACACACAAGCUCAACUCUUCUCGUUAUGGUGUGUUCUUCUUCUGUUUUAAGGUGUAAAUGUGUGUCUAACUGUGUUUCAUUGUGCGCAGAUCUGGGCUGGAACCAGGCGUGUGAUGUUUGGAGUCUGGGCUGCGUGCUGAUGGAGUUCUACCUUGGACGCACUCUCUUCCCGGUACAUUCAUUUGCAGGAAACACACACACUCAACACAUUUAGAAAAAAAAGUCACUUUCUCCUCUCUUUCCUGUCUGCCUGUUUGCUUUUUCAGACUCACAACAGUUUUGAACAUUUGGCCAUGAUGGAGACAGUCCUGGGACCGAUUCCUCCACACCUGCUCAAACAGACCAAGUUAGUGCCGGACUUUUUAAAGCAUCAUAAUAGAGACUGUUCUCCGAUUUUAGGUUUAAAAAAUAAUGUAACUGGUCAGAUCUUGAAAGUUUUGGCUGCUUUUCCCUUGAUACGAAGUUAGACGUUACACAUGGGUGUUACUUUUUACACAGUUGUCCUAGGAAAACUGCAGCAAUUUAAUAUCAACUAGUAUUUGUAUAAAUGAAAGACUGUGCAAAAGAAAUGCUGCCAAUCCAUCGCUUUGUAUAAAAAAUAUAAUAAAUUAAACGUAAUAGGUUAUAAGAAUAUUGAAACUAUAUCUCACAUCAUAAAAUAAAUACAAUUAAAAUUAUAUCAUAUAUUUUUAUAAAGGUAGACUGUCGAGUCAACAUCAAGGAAAUAAGCUAGGAAGAAUGAAAACAGCUAAAAAUACAUAAAUAAAUAAAAAAAUAAGGCUUAAAAAUAUGGAAAAACCCACUUAAAUGAAAGAGACAUCAACCAAAUUGAAGAAAACAGACACAAAGCAAACACCAACCUCCCUGUAUUUCACUUAUUAUAUUAGGAUGACAUCUACUCAUGUGUUUUGUGUGUUGUAUGUAGAAGGCAGCAAUAUGUGAACAACGAGCGUCUGAACUGGGACAAGCAGAGCUCCUCUAACGAGCGCGUCAGGAAACACUGUCAGCCUCUGAAGGUAAUACAAAACAAAAGAAAGAUUGACCAAUCAGCUGCAGCCGUCAGGCGGAGCAUUUAACUGACCAUUUGCCUCUCAGCUGUGUAUGUGGAGGAGGAGCGAGGACGAGAGGCAGCUUUUCGACCUGCUCAGCUGCAUGUUAGAGUACGACGUCUGCAGGCGGAUCACCCUGGAGGAGGCGCUGUGGCACCCGUUCUUCAGCCCGAUGAGGACGCCGAUGAAGCAGCGCAGCUAA